Molecule: messenger RNA, 1423 nt
Organism: Diabrotica virgifera virgifera (western corn rootworm)
Lineage: Eukaryota; Metazoa; Arthropoda; Insecta; Coleoptera; Chrysomelidae
Exons: 3
Coding region: 214-1416 (400 amino acids)
Biological process (GO): zinc ion transmembrane transport
Cellular component (GO): plasma membrane
Molecular function (GO): zinc ion transmembrane transporter activity
Source: RefSeq, a predicted model, not a curated record
AUGUAGUCCGGUAAAUAGGUGUUUCGGACGAAAAUAAUAGCGAAUGAAUAUAAGUACACGUGGGUUUUGGUAAUUAAUUCCGUAAAAGAAGAAGUAUAUGCUGCAAGUAAAUAUUGGAUAAAGUGACGAGGACAUUUGUAAAAGUUAUAGGAAUCAUCUGCCAAUGAGAUACCGUUCGUUCGCCAUUAUUUUUAAUCUGAGUGGAGGACAGUAAUGAACUUGUUAACAACAAAAAUAUUCGUAGCAGUGCUGUUUUUCUUUGUUCGGUUUUUCUUUUCGAUUUUACCAGUGAAAUUAUAUAACUUUCUGAAAAAGUGGGAAGACGAGGAUGACUCUUCAGGACAGUUUGUCAAUCAGAAAAGACAUCGCCAAGUGACACUAGCGAUUGCUUUUUGCCAGUCGUUUGGAGGAGGAGUUUUGUUUGCCACGUGUUUCUUGCAUAUGAUGCUGGAGGUGUACAAGUCUAUGGAGGAAUUGAAGGCCGUCGGAGACCUAAACACAGAAUAUCCUCUAUCACAGCUAGCAAUUUGUGUAGGAUUCUUCUUCGUUUAUUUCCUUGAAGAAAUCUCACAUUGGGCCAUAUCCAGAAUCCCAGACAAAGGAUGUCAAGCUUCAAAUAAGAAAAUCAAUAACUUCACCAGAUCUGCAGUAACACCAAUCAAUGAGUCUGUCAGAAAUUCGCCAGUUAAAGCUUUCGUUAUAGAAGAGCAGUACGAAAAAGAACUAAGUAAAGAAGAUAAUGAAAGUAAACCCGUGGAGGAAGAUGAAGAUAGUAUAAAGAAGCUAAAGCAAGGCUUAAGUAUUGAUGAGGACCACGAAAAUAUAGUAUACGAUACGUUAAGUUUAAAUUCAGAGGUAACACGACAAAACGAAAAGAACGCACAGCUUAGCAAGGAAUACGACGAAAAUUAUGACGAAACAACUGAAGAAAAAAUAGAAGAAGAAAUCAAGUCUAAACAGCAGAUCAUGCGUGGUAUACUCACUGUAGUGGCUUUAUCGUUUCAUGCAGUGUUCGAAGGUUUGGCCAUAGGUCUCCAGAAAGCUACUGGUGACAUAUGGUACCUCUUCAUAGCAGUUUGCAUCCAUUCAGCCACCAUCUUGUUUUGCAUAAGCUUGGAAAUGGUAAUAGCUAAAGUUAACUUUAAGGCAAUAUGCAUGCAUUCAAUUGGUUUAGCGAUUUCUAACCCUUUGGGGGUAGUUCUAGGAAUCAUUGUGACUUAUACUAGUGACACUGAGACUAAGGCUAAAUCAACAGCAAUAGUAGCGUUGGAAGGACUAUCAGCAGGCACAAUUUUAUACAUUACGUUCUUCGAAGUGCUGAAUCGAGAAAAAGAAAGGAGGGUUUAUAGAAUCACAAGGGCUAUUUGCAUUCUUGGGGGUUUUGGACUUAUGGCUGUUUUGCAAUGGUAUCGUUAGGUGUAGU